UCUUUUUAUGUUUCCUUCUCCCCCGGAAAAGACUUGAAAACCAUCAUCUCCUUUUAAUCACUCCUCACCCUCUCAACCUACCCUUUUCUCUCUCAUCCACACCUCAUCACUCCCUUCGAUUGAGUCGACUGGAGUUUCCUAUAUUUUCUUUUAAUUUGUGUAUUAUUUAUCUUCUUUAAUUCUCAAUCACAAUGUUGCCUUCGCGUAUCACCCGCGCGCUCCCGCGCACUGCUUUCACCCGCGCCGCCGGUCUCAGAGUCCCCAGCACAUCCUUCCGGAGAUGGAACUCGACAGAGGGUGGUGAGGAGAAGGUGAAGGGCCAGGUCAUCGGUAUUGACUUGGGUACCACCAACUCUGCUGUCGCUGUCAUGGAGGGAAAGACCCCCAAGAUCAUCGAGAACGCUGAAGGUGCCCGCACAACUCCUUCCGUUGUCGGUUUCGCUCAGGAUGGCGAGCGUCUCGUUGGUAUCGCUGCCAAGCGUCAGGCUGUUGUCAACCCCGAGAACACUCUUUUCGCCACCAAGCGUCUCAUCGGUCGCAAGUUUACCGAUGCUGAGGUUCAGCGUGACAUUAAGGAGGUUCCCUACAAGAUCGUUCAGCACGACAACGGCGAUGCCUGGGUUGAGGCUCGUGGCCAGAAGUACUCUCCCUCUCAGAUUGGUGGUUUCGUUCUCAACAAAAUGAAGGAGACUGCCGAGAACUACCUCAGCAAGCCCGUCAAGAACGCCGUCGUCACUGUUCCCGCCUACUUCAACGAUUCCCAGCGUCAGGCUACCAAGGAUGCCGGUCAGAUCGCUGGUCUUAACGUCCUCCGUGUCGUCAACGAGCCUACCGCUGCUGCCCUUGCCUAUGGUCUGGAGAAGGAGGCUGACCGUGUCGUCGCUGUCUACGAUCUUGGUGGUGGUACCUUCGAUAUCUCCGUUCUGGAGAUCCAGAAGGGUGUCUUCGAGGUCAAGUCUACCAACGGUGACACUCACCUCGGUGGUGAGGACUUCGAUAUCAACCUUGUUCGCCACAUCGUCCAGGAGUUCAAGAAGGAGUCUGGCCUCGAUCUCUCCGGCGACCGCAUGGCUAUCCAGCGUAUCCGUGAGGCCGCUGAGAAGGCUAAGAUCGAACUUUCUUCUUCUCUCCAGACCGAGAUCAACCUUCCUUUCAUCACUGCUGAUGCCAGCGGUGCUAAGCACAUCAACCUCAAGAUGACUCGUUCCAACCUCGAGUCUCUGGUUGACCCUCUCAUCAGCCGCACUGUUGAGCCCGUUCGCAAGGCCCUGAAGGAUGCCAACCUUCAGGCCAGCGAGAUCCAGGAUGUCAUCCUGGUCGGUGGUAUGACCCGUAUGCCCAAGGUCACCGAGUCCGUUAAGUCCAUCUUCGGUCGUGAGCCCGCCAAGUCUGUCAACCCUGACGAGGCUGUUGCCAUUGGUGCCGCUAUCCAGGGUGCUGUCCUUGCUGGUGAGGUCACCGACGUCCUUCUCCUUGAUGUCACCCCUCUGUCCCUCGGUAUCGAGACCCUCGGUGGUGUCUUCACUCGUCUGAUCAACCGCAACACCACCAUCCCCACCAAGAAGUCCCAGACCUUCUCUACCGCUGCCGACUACCAGACCGCUGUCGAGAUCAAGGUCUUCCAGGGUGAGCGUGAGCUCGUCAAGGACAACAAGCUUCUCGGAAACUUCCAGCUUGUUGGCAUCCCCCCUGCCCACCGUGGUGUUCCUCAGAUUGAGGUCACCUUUGACAUCGAUGCCGACAGCAUCGUCCACGUCCACGCCAAGGACAAGUCCACCAACAAGGACCAGUCCAUCACCAUCGCCUCCGGCUCUGGUCUCUCUGACAAUGAGAUCCAGUCCAUGGUUGAGGAUGCUGAGAAGUACGGUGCUCAGGACAAGGAGCGCAAGGCUGCCAUCGAGGCUGCCAACCGUGCCGACAGCGUCUUGAACGACACCGAGAAGGCUCUCAAGGAGUUCGAGGACCGCCUUGACAAGGCCGAGGCUGAGCAGAUCCGUGAGAAGAUCACCGCUCUCCGUGAGUUCGUUGUCAAGAACCAGUCCGGCGAGGGCACCGCCACUGCUGAGGAGCUCAAGCAGAAGACCGAUGAGCUCCAGAACGCCAGCUUGACCCUCUUCGACAAGAUGCACAAGGCUAACGCCGAGCAGCAGCAGUCUCAGUCUGGCGAGGCCAACCAGGGCGAGAACAAGGCCUAAAUGUACCACAACUGAUUGGCCCUGUCCCUGCAAAGGUUCAGGGUUGUUUGUUUCCCUGUACCUCUCCUAUAUCCUCUUUCUUGUCUCAUCUAGAGAUUUCUCUCUUCACCAUUGUUUUAACACGCAUAUGAUAUGUAUACAUACCAAUAGUUUUUGAUUUCUAU
Aspergillus pseudonomiae is the source of this 2359-nucleotide messenger RNA. RefSeq names its product Hsp70 family protein. The coding region runs from base 192 to 2195 and encodes 667 amino acids. NCBI's taxonomy places the organism in Eukaryota, Fungi, Ascomycota, Eurotiomycetes, Eurotiales, Aspergillaceae. The record is from RefSeq and is a predicted model, not a curated record. The transcript has 4 exons. Gene Ontology annotation, molecular function: misfolded protein binding; ATP-dependent protein folding chaperone; heat shock protein binding. Gene Ontology annotation, biological process: protein refolding; cellular response to unfolded protein. Gene Ontology annotation, cellular component: cytoplasm; mitochondrion.